This is a messenger RNA of Tuber aestivum (summer truffle), 1557 nucleotides long. The record is from the annotation of a GenBank genome assembly. Lineage: Eukaryota; Fungi; Ascomycota; Pezizomycetes; Pezizales; Tuberaceae.
ACCGCCGCUCGACUCUCACCGGUACCGUGCAACGACAACGGCAAGCAGCAGCAGAGAUGGAACGGCACAUCAAAGCUACCCUAAUGUACACCUUCUCCCGCACGGAGGAGGGCCAGGAAGAGCAGCUAGCCGCGCUGGUCGCGAUAUCCGUUCUUGCGGGAGUGCUCGUACUGUGCUUUAAUUACUCGGUCGAGUUGCUGAUCGCGUUACUUGUCGUUGAGCAUCCAGUGGUUGGAUUACCCACUUCUUCUCUCCCCUCCCCCUCUUCGCCCCUAGUGCCACCGAUUCCACCGAGGUGUAGGAGUCAAAGAUCCCGUCGGGAUCGGGAACUGGGAGGGGGUGAGGAGAUACAGCCGUUGAUCCCCCGGAGCGAGAAAGUGUUUGUCACAGACAGCAUUGUGGGGACUAUUAGACAUUUACGCAGGAUCGGCGGCCGGACUGCACCUUGGAGAGGGUUUAUCGGAGCUAUGGCGCUUGCCCUCCUCGACGGAAUGGUCGGGGACUUUGUCGUCCCGAAACUGCAGUCCUGGAUUGGAAGUGAGGUUGCCGGAAGGGUUCUCGGCGGGACACUAUCCUUGAUAGCAGUCUCAAGGCUGAGCUUGACGAUCCUCCAGUUCGUUCUCCCGUAAAUGCGGCACAAGAAACAAAUGGGCGAAUAAACCAAUACUAACCAACUGACAAAACCCCAGCAUCCAAAUCUCCCACCCCCAACCAGCAACCUGGCUAACCCGCUAUGCCAACACGUCCGGCACCUCAGUGCUGGCAACCGUCCCCUCGGUGACCCUCAACGGCCUCCUCACCCUAACAACCCUCGAACUCCCCUUCCUCACGUACCCGCCGCGCUACUCUUCCCUCCCAUACAUCCUAACCCCCGUCUCCGCCCUCUUCCUCGUCAUCCCCUCCUACCUCGCCCUCACGCGCGUCCGCGCGUCACUCCUGGCGCCACAUGUGGACCCGAUCAUACCCGUCCGCAGGGUGGAAGGCGGAGUAAGCUUCUGGAAGGCGCUCGCCGGGGCGCCCUACGCUAGGUUGGCGUGGUUCGCAAUCAAGGGGCUGCCGGUGUGGCUGACGGUCAACGGUGUUUUGCACGGCGUUGUCGCCGCGGCGUACGUGUGGGUUUAUGGGGCCGAGGGGUGGAUUCAGGGGGUGGCAGUUUUUGGCAUGAUCUGCUUGACGGUGAGGUUUGGGCUAUGACCUACCGUACCCAUCGGUCAAUUUAGCGAUGCUGUUACACCAUGGUGGGGCGGGGAAAAAGAGGGUUUUAUAGGAGGGAAAGAGGGGUCUUUUCGAAUGAGCGUUUGGAUAUGGCAUCUUUAUCAUCAUCGCCUCAUGUUUGUAUUUGUUUAACGUUUUUUUGUCGCUUGCUGGCGGUUCACAGUGUCGUUAGAUUGGGACAUUAGGUAUUAGGUAUGAUAUGAUCUUUACAAUACGUACGAAGUGGGGUUUGACAAAAUGGAUGGGCGGGAAAAAUGGAGUAAACCCUCUCCAUCCCCCCCGGGCGGGUGUGAUAUGAUAUCAUACCGGUAUUAUAGUCGCGAAUCCAAUUCUCAUACCAAC